AUGCCUUUUGAAAUAAUGAAUCAGAGAGGUGUUACUGCUUCAUCUCACCUUUAUGAUGAUGUUUCCUAUGCUUCUGAGAAGAAUAUUGGAUUACGGAAGCCAAAAUCCAUUCAUGAUGAUUAUGCACAAGGGAAGAGUGAAAUUGCAGCUUCACCUGGAAGCAUUUUGCAUACUUCAUCAACCCUUGAAAGAAACGCAAAAACAGGCUUGCCAAUGUCACAGACUAGUCUAUCUGGAGAAAUUUCAGAAAACCUACACUUUGGUGGACAAGCUGGCAUUGUAGAUGCGCUGAAGGAUUCAAAAGAAUCGCUGAAUUAUCAUCCGAGAUCAUGGUCUGAUGUACAUAAGCAGCCAGCAUCUAGCUCGUAUGGUUUAAUUGGCAACAAGAUUGUCACCAAUGCAGGUUCACGUGAAAGCAGUCUAUUCUCAAGCUCACUCUCCGAUAUGUUUAGCCAAAAGUUGAGGUUGUUGGGAAAUGGUGUUCUGUCUGAUCAGAACAAAACUGCUGGUCUUCUUCCUGAGGAAGAACCAUACAAAUCUCUUGAAGAAGUCGAGGCUGACACCAUAGGGGAUCUCCUUCCUGAUGAAGAUGAUCUGUUUUCCGGUGUCAAUGAUGAAUUAGGAAGCAGUGUUCAUGCCAGAGCAAAUGAUGAUUUUGAAGAUUUGUUCAGCAGUGGUGGAGGCAUGGAGUUGGAAGGAGAUGAACUCCUAGUUUCAGGAAAAAGAAUCAGUGGCUUGGAUGGAGAUCCUGCUUACUUUGGGGGUUCUAAAGGCAAAAGUCCUUUUGGUGAACAAUCUUCUAGAACACUUUUUGUUAGAAACAUUACUAGCAAUGUAGAAGACUCAGAGCUAAAGGCUCUCUUUGAGCAAUAUGGAGAUAUCCGAACCAUUUAUACUGCCUCCAAGCAUCGUGGCUUUGUUAUGGUUUCUUAUUAUGACCUAAGGGCAGCACAAAAUGCAAUGAAAGCACUUCAAAAUAAUAGGUCAUUGAAUUCCAGGAAACUGGAUAUACAUUAUUCAAUUCCAAAGGGAAAUGCUUCAGAGAAGGAUAUUUGCCAUGGCACACUGAUGAUAUCUGGUCUUGAUCCAUCUGUUUUAAAAGAUGAACUAAAACAUAUUUUUGGAUUUUAUGGAGAAAUCAAAGAAAUCUAUGAAUACUCAGAAAUGAAUCAUAUCAAAUAUAUUGAAUUUUAUGAUGUUCGAGGCGCAGAAGCUUCUCUCCGUUCAUUGAAUGGGAUCUGCAUUGCUGGGAAGCAUAUCAAGCUUGAACCUGGCCAUCCUAAGAUUGCAACAUGUAUGAUGCAGCCGUCUCAAAAGGGACCAGAUGAACCUGAUCUUGGUCAUAAUCUCAAUGACAUCCUAUUCUUAAGACAAAAGGGACUGUCUUCUGGAGUUAUUCCAUCUGGUGGAGGCUUGGAAAAUGGAUAUAAUCAAAGAUUCCAUUCUCCAUCACAGCUGCCUUUGAAUGCUUUCCUUGACGACACAAUUUUUCACAGUAUUUCCAACACCACAAGAGGGCCAUCUGCUGUUCCAAGAUUCCACCCUCAUUCUUUGCCUGAGUAUUUUGAUGGCCUGGCUAAUGGUAGUCCUUACAAUUUGUCAAACACCAUUAAAAUGGCUGCCAAUAUUGGAACUGGAUCCACAGAAGCAUCUGAUGGCAGGCACAUUCAGGGAAUGAGCUCAACUGGGAACUCAGCAGAUUUUAAUGCAGGAGGAAAUGGGAGCCUUCCCCAUCACCAGCUUUAUCAUAUGUGGAAUGGCUCAAACUUGCGUCAGCAAUCUCCAUCAAAUGCAGUGGUUUGGCAGAAGACACCAUCUUUUGUUAAUGGUGCUUGUGCUCCAGGUCUUCCACAGAUGCCCAGUUUUGCCAGGUCACCGGCUCAUGUUCUGAGAGCAUCACAUAUAGACCACCAUGUUGGAUCAGCACCAGUUGUUACAGGAUCACCCUGGGAAAGACAACAUUCUUACUUGGGAGAGUCUCCCGAUACUCCUGGUUUUAGAUUGGGUUCUCUAGGAAAUGGAGGUUUUCAUGGUAGCUGGCAGUUGCAUCCUCCAGAUCUUUCUAGCAACAUGUUUUCUCAUGUUCGUGGGAAUGUUAACGAUUUGACAUCCAGUGUUGGGCAGGGUUCUCCUAAGCAGUUGUCGCAUGUCUUCCCUGGGAGAAUUCCCAUGACUUCAAUGUCAAAAUUUGAUUCCACCAAUGAACGAAUGAGAAACCUCUAUCAUCGCAGAAGUGAAGCAAACAAUAACAAUGCUGAUAAAAAACAAUUUGAACUUGACCUAAGCCGCAUAUUGCGCGGGGAAGACAACCGAACAACGCUUAUGAUAAAAAAUAUUCCCAACAAGUAUACUUCAAAGAUGCUUCUUACAGCCAUAGAUGAGAGUUGUCGGGGAGCUUAUGAUUUUCUGUAUUUGCCAAUUGAUUUCAAGAACAAGUGUAACGUUGGCUAUGCAUUCAUCAAUAUGAUUGAUCCUGGUCAAAUCGUUCCAUUCCACCAGGCUUUUAAUGGGAAAAAAUGGGAGAAGUUUAACAGUGAAAAGGUAGCCGUGCUUGCAUAUGCUCGGAUUCAAGGAAAAUCUGCUCUUAUUGCUCAUUUCCAGAAUUCAAGCUUGAUGAAUGAAGAUAAACGUUGUCGUCCUAUUCUAUUCCAUACAGAUGGUCCAAAUGCUGGUGAUCCGGAGCCUUUUCCCUUGGGUGCCAAUAUUAGAGUAAGGCCCGGAAAAUUACGUAAUAGUAUCAACGAGGAAAACCGUAUUCAAGGGAAUUCUUCAUCUUUGGCAAGUGCUGAGGAGUUUGCUAGUGGAAUAGAUUCUUCACCGAGUUCUUCAAGAGACACUGACUGA
This is a messenger RNA of Vicia faba (fava bean), 2844 nucleotides long. NCBI's taxonomy places the organism in Eukaryota, Viridiplantae, Streptophyta, Magnoliopsida, Fabales, Fabaceae. The record is from the annotation of a GenBank genome assembly.